This is a messenger RNA of Cyanidioschyzon merolae strain 10D, 1143 nucleotides long. RefSeq names its product probable 1-aminocyclopropane-1-carboxylate deaminase. The coding region runs from base 1 to 1143 and encodes 380 amino acids. Gene Ontology annotation, molecular function: D-cysteine desulfhydrase activity. The record is from RefSeq and is a predicted model, not a curated record. Lineage: Eukaryota; Rhodophyta; Bangiophyceae; Cyanidiales; Cyanidiaceae. The transcript has a single exon.
AUGCGUUCUCCCCGCACCAGCGACAGUACCCGGCUUCGUCGGGCGCACAGGAAAGUCGCAGCACAACAACCUGCGAGCAGAGCGGCGACUUUUAUAGAGACGGUGUUGCUCCCGCCGUGGCUCUUCACCUGUGCUGGAGCGACACCUGUUCCGCUCAAGGUAUUCCGCGACGAUAUUAACUGUCUUGGAGGUGAUGGACCGCUGGGUGCUGUUUGUGGAAACAAGGCUCGCAAACUCGCGGCCUUUGCGGAAGCCGCUAGCAACACGUCGAUGAAGGUCGAGCGCCUCGUUAGCCACGGUGGGGCCCAGAGCAACGCAAUGCUCGCACUUGCAGGUUUCUCUAGUGCUUUAGGGGUCCGGUUCCAGUACGUAACCCGUCCGCUGCCGCGCUGGCUUCGAGAGCGGCCGUGCGGGAACCUCAAGCGGGCACUUUCCCUUGGUAUGGAGCUCUGGGAGUGCCGAACCUUUACCGAAUAUCAAAGCACCGUUUCCGAGCUCGAGCAGGAGUACCAGCGGCAAAGCGAGCAGAUCGGCUACCCGCAGAAGUUAUUCGUGCCGCAAGGCGUUGCUUGUCCGGAGGCAGCGGUUGGUUUGCGCAGACUGGCGGAGUCUAUUGCCGCAGAGGACCUGCGUGAUAUCCGAAUGGUGUGUGUCCCAGCAGGCACUGGCACGACCGCGUGGUACCUGCAACAGUACCUGCCAGCGAAUGUGCAAGUACUGGCAGUCGCUUGUGUAGGUGAUUCCCAAUACCUGAAGGCCCAGUUUCGGCGACUGGAAGCACGUACCCAUGCAGCUUCUCGAGGCACAGCGGUGUCGCUACGACGGAGCGUACAAGUGUUGCCGAACGAGUCCGGUGGUUUCGGGACGCUGAAAUCGGAACUCUACAGGUUGUGGCGGGCAUUACCGUCUUAUUUUGAUUUGAUUUACGCACCGCCGACGCUCCUCGCGCUCAGUGCAUACUUUGCAGAUGCCCCGGAACGGUUGAGAGAUGUGCUGUACGUCGCUACUGGCGGUUCUGAAGGCAAUGCCACUCAGCUGAGGCGCUAUCAGAGAAAGUUCGGUCAGCAACUUGAGUCCAUAUGCCUGGACGCUUCAUCUAUGAUGCCGGUACGUGGAACAGCGAGACGCUCGCUCAUCCGAUGA